AUGUCCGGCUCCGCCUCUUCCCUUCCAUCGAAACAAACCAAGCAAAGCCGGGCCCGAGCCGCCUCUUCGCAAGCCACUCCGACCCAAGACGAUGAAGCAACUGCUCGAUUUCCCACAAGUAGGAGGGGCAGAGAGAACAAUGUCAACAGCUCGAGCAAGCCAGUCGAAGAAGUGGCCUCCACUUCCAAGCAAAGCGACGGCCCAAUCCUCUUCGUGUUCGACUACCCGGUCCGCCCUUUUCCGGCCUGCCCGAGAUGCGCCCAAGUCAUCGCAAAGCCGCCCACCUAUCAACGAGACUUGGAUCUCGACAAGCACCUGAAGCUUCGCGAUGCCAUGCAGAAAAUCAACCUCAAAUGUCACCAGCUCUUCGACUCAACCAAGGCCAUCAAAGCCCAUCAAUUGAAGAGUCGCCACUACUAUCCUGAAGCUAUCCUGAGCUACUAUCCUGAGCGUCACCACGGGACCAAGCAAAUGGCGGACAGCCCCAUCAACACCGUCACAACCACCGAUCUCUCCUGGCUAUGGUUUCCACCACAUCCCACCUCUCCACCCGAAUAUCCACCAUUAGACCUCGCACAUAAACUUGGAUACGGAUUACCCCAACUAUUUGCCGCUCUCAUGGGUUUCCCGAUCAAUGCUGGGAUGCUUAUUGUUGCUCUCCGUCACACCACUGACCUUCAGAAUACUUUCUUCUAUUAUGUUCUUGCUCAAUUGUGUGUCCUAAAUUUGAUUCAAAUGAUUUCGCAUACAAUGGCUGCUGUGGUGACACUAGUAGCCGAUGAUGGACCUCCAUUCUCUAUACUAACGAUAGCUACCGGUUAUGCGGCUUGUUUUGCGUCGGAUCUUUUGCGUGGUGUGAUCGCUUUGCAUCGAAUGAUUCUCGUCGCUUUUCCGUAUACCUCAAAAAAUGUGCCUCGAGCUUUUUAUUUGCUAAUCCUUUUCUGUGACUUUUUUCUCUUCCUCUUUGUCACUGUUAAGGACUACAUCCCAAACGGAGCUGCCUACUUUUCACCGCAUGAGUUACUCGUCACAUUUUGCUGCUCGGUUUGCUGUUUCGUCGGCUGGGAGGUGGUAUUGCCGUACGCGGAUGGCUCGACUCCAACCGGAGCAGUGGCCAUCAAUUUUGUCUCUCAACUCCUAUGGGUACUCCAGUGUUCCCAGGAGCCCGGAGUGUUGUUCAUCUUUAAUCGAUCACUUCGCGGCGAGUUGGUUGGCGGGAAAAUUCUUCUUUCCCAA
This is a messenger RNA of Mesorhabditis belari, 1236 nucleotides long. The record is from the annotation of a GenBank genome assembly. Lineage: Eukaryota; Metazoa; Nematoda; Chromadorea; Rhabditida; Rhabditidae.